CGCUGCCGAGGGGUCGUGGGAGCGAUGGAUAUCCACGCCGGCUGUUAUCACUCUGGCCUGACAAGUGAUCAGUAGCGUUAGAUUUAGAUUUAAAUGUGGUCAUAACAGGAAUUUAUAGAAUUCUGAACUACAGAUCAAACAGUGUAGCUGAAUGUUAAUCGCAAGUGAAAACAUGGAGAGUCAGUAAAGAUUAAAUGCCGCAGAACAGGCCUGUAGUCCACAGGCUUUUAGGAUUUCACCACUCCUCAUUCGGAGCAAUUUACUAACAGUCUUCUAGUACACAAUUGGCUUGCAGCCAUGGCAGGCAGGGGCCGUGGAGUAGCUGCCUUCACCUUCAACAUUGAGGCUCUGGGAAUCGGUAGAGGCAGCAUGCCAGAAGCCAGGGUGGGGCCCAGUCCGCUGUUUCCAAACACAGACUUUAAGCCAAUACCACUGAAAGCUGGAGAGGAUGAGGACUAUAUGCUGGCCUUAAAGCAGGAGAUGAGGGGAGCCAUGCAACGACUGCCACACAACAUUAAGCGUCAGUCCAACAAGGCAGAAGUGGAGAGGUACACAGAGAGAUACCUGAAGCAAAGACUAGUGGAAGAUGAGCAAUGGACUCCAGACUGGAACCUUUUUCCAAAGGAAUUGAUGCCCCAAAAGAAGAAAGCCCGUCCUAAAUCGGAUACAAAGAAGAAAACUGUGAAGUUGUCACGCAAAGAUGCAGAAGAUAUGAUGACUAAAUUGAAUGACUUGGAAAAGAAAGAUGGUGAUGCUGAAAACUCAGCUGAUGAGACUGAAAAGAAACCAGGGAAUGAGGAGGAUGAGGGGGAAAUUGAAGAUGAAGAAUAUGAUGAAGAGAUUGAAGAGGAAAAUGACUAUAUUGACAGUUAUUUUGACAACGGGGAAGACUUUGCUGCAAACAGCGAUGACAAUAUGGACGGUGAAGCUACAUACUGACAAUCGGCAAAGGAAAUUCAAGCUUGUGUUUUUGAAGUGAACAUUCACUACAUUAUUUCUGAUAGUUUACUGAAAGUAUGUUGUAGUGUCUGGCAGUAUAGUUAUUCUAUUUCUUUGUUUUGAGACCAUGAGGUAAUUUUGUAAAUAAGAAAUGCCAAACUGUGUGUGCAAUGGCAAUAAUUUAAAUAAAAUAGAUUUAUUUAUUCUCUGACCUGUAGUACAUUUCCACAGGUUGAAAGGCACAUACUGUCAACAACACAAUGCUUUUCAUAAAAUGCUGAAUGAGUGAUAAAAUAAAAAGGGCUACAUAACAAAUUCUGAGAUUUCACAAUUACAAGUAUGAGCCUUUGUGGAAAUGCCACGCAUUUCCCAGUUUCCUCAGAACGCUGUUGGAGGUUCACUGAAAAGAAAAUUGCAGGUCUCUUCAGGCAAGCUAAAGGAAUGACAAAAUUUCAAGCAACAUGGAGAGAAAUUUAAAAACAAUUAAAUUUCUUAGGUUCUAAUACUGAUAGUGUAAGUAAAACAUAUGCUGAGUAGUUCUGUAAUAAAUCUAUAUUAUACACAAUGGCAACAAAUUUUUCUUCACAAUGAAGUGUUUGAAACAUACUAAUGUGAAAAUGGCAAAAAUUUACUGUAUAACCAAAUUCACAGAAUUAAUAGUUCUCUAAGGUGUGUCCACUAAUCAUCACUGCACAGAAGAAAUUCGAUAAAAAUGUUGCUUUAUGUCUGCCUUUCAGUUCUUUUGAGUCUGGGUGUAGCUCAUCAACAUUACAGUUGAUAAAUGGUGAUAAAAACAUCACCUCUGAUACAGUGCAUAUUUCCUACACAGAUGACAACUUGAAACCUUGUAUUAAAGGUCUGCCCAUCUUAGCUUCAAUCCAUUCAUCUGGCAGAUAUUUAUGGACCUAAUCUCAACACAUGAAUGCCAUUUACAAAAAGCAAAUAAAUGUAAAUCAACACACACCCUUACUCUUAGUCUCCAUAAAAAA
Messenger RNA from Sphaeramia orbicularis (orbiculate cardinalfish), 1928 nucleotides. It is a transcript of the gene polr3g, whose product is annotated as polymerase (RNA) III (DNA directed) polypeptide G. The record is from RefSeq and is a predicted model, not a curated record. Bases 298 to 939 code for a protein of 213 amino acids. Gene Ontology annotation, cellular component: RNA polymerase III complex. The transcript has 8 exons. Lineage: Eukaryota; Metazoa; Chordata; Actinopteri; Kurtiformes; Apogonidae. Gene Ontology annotation, biological process: transcription by RNA polymerase III.